AAUAAACCCUCGGCGUUACAUUGUAAUUAUUGAUUUUAGCAACAAUGGGUAAUGCGCAGAGCUCCGUUGUUGCCUCGCUCUCUGCAUCCUGUGUGUAUUUAGUUUAUGUUCACAUUUACUGCUCUUAUAAGUUGUUGAAAACAAAUGUACUGAACCAGAGACUCCCAAGUUUUGUGUACCUUUACAUCAAAUAUGUAACCAAAGCCCUGACUCAGAGGACAGGCUACUUGCACAAAGAAACUACAAGUAGGCGUGAAGUUGUUUACACGGUCCUCAACUGCAGGCUGGAGACUCCUCUCCUGAGGAGGUUCUGCAGUGCUGCAGGUUAUGGUUGGGAUUAUCCAGACACAGAAUAUAGAGACAUCCCAAUGUGCUUCCCAGAGAUUCUCUGCCGCAGACUGCUGCUUAUGGUGCUCACUGAUGAAGGCUUCAGACUCAGCCCAGUAGGUCUGUUUCGUGUGCGUCAGAGUUUGAAAACGCUCCAGCCUAUUGAUGAACUGAAGAAGGGUCCGUUCAUGCUGCAGGUCCGAGUUCAGGAGUACCGGCAAAUUGAUGCAGGGGUGGAGGUCGACAUCGGUCUGUCUGCCACUUCUCGAACCGGAUGCUUAGUGUGGGAAAGUGUCCUGACCCUUCUGUCCAAGAACGGGCUCAAUAAAGCCAGCAUAUGCUUACCCGAGAAUGCACACGAAUGCCAACCAGAUGAGCCUGUGCCAGAAAAUGUGAAGCAGAUAGAGGUCAAAGUUCCCAGGACAACCGGACUGCAGUGUGUUUGGUACUUCUCGGACUACUCACCCUAUCGGCUCCUCUCUCUAGUGGCCAGGCUCUUUGGUUCCAGAUCGCAGACCGCACCAAGUCUCUGGAUGCUGUCUAUCUGUCUGGCUGAAAUAGAAAAGCACAAAGGGGUUGGCGUUAUCACUGCUCCCAUCAAUGUCACUGCCCAAUUUAAGGAGCCUCUUUUGGUACCAGGCAGAGUGAAGAUCAAGUUUUGGGAGAAAAACAGGGAUCAGUCUCUGGUCCAAGACCUCAGCUUCCACAUGCAACAACAUGGGAGCAACAAAUCUCACUUGAUGGGACUGAUUUCUAGGUGAUUGACUAACUAAUAUAUUGAUUUGAUCAUAUUAAAAAGAUUCAUGUCGUCCAAUAAAAUCUGAUUUGUUGUAAGACUACACUUUAAAAUCUUCCAUUGUAAAAUCAAAUGUGCAAUGUCCAGAUACAUAUGAGGAGCUGAUUUUAAAUACAUGCUGACAAUGCACACCUCUUCUUGUGAGGUGCUGCCUGGUUGCAGGUAGGCAUCAAGGGCCGUCAGGGACAGGUGCACGUUUGUAAGCCUGAUGCAAUGUCUUCAGUUAAUUAUACAGAUUAACAUUUCAGCAUAUCUGUGUUAAGUUUGUUGGUGGUAGGGCUUCUUGGAACAUUUUAAUAAAGGAUAUACAUAAACAUGUUCACAGGGGCUCACACUUAUGGACAAAAGCUAGACAUGAGAAAUGUCAAUCCUAAGGAGGAAGGUAAUGUGACUUUGAUGUCUGGGUAAGAAGUGAUGAGUUGUUGCCAGGAGGUGCUUAGUUUAGCAGAUGUCUUAAGUUUAAAAAAUAAAACGCCUAGCAACAGCUGUGCAUGUGCAACAUGUGCAUGCCUGCUGCGCGUCAAGAAAUUUGUACCAUGUGACUCCCAGUAAAAGCACUACUUUUUUACAUUUCCAUUUGUGUUCAAAAUAAAUAAAGGAGAUGGAAUCUGUGAAUUAGAUAAUCAUUUUUGAAUUUUGAAUCAGCCGUUUCCCCUUGCUGAGUUUUUAUGAUAGGCUAAGAUAAUUUGCUUCCUGCAGGCAAUGGCUCCACAUUUA
Messenger RNA from Anoplopoma fimbria (sablefish), 1840 nucleotides. RefSeq lists its product as uncharacterized. Bases 45 to 1088 code for a protein of 347 amino acids. The record is from RefSeq and is a predicted model, not a curated record. NCBI's taxonomy places the organism in Eukaryota, Metazoa, Chordata, Actinopteri, Perciformes, Anoplopomatidae. The transcript is spliced from 5 exons.